AUGGCAUUCUACGACACUGUUCGAAACCCGAGAGACUUCGCCCUUAAAGCUUCCUCUAAGAGCGCCCAAAGCUUCCAAAUGCUCAAGAGUUCAGCGGAAUGGAAGAGUUCCGCGAGCACUUGGGGAUUAAAGCAUCUCUUUGCUUGCCGAGUCGUAUGCAUCAAACCGACCCAAGUUCUCUCCGAAUUAAAAGAUACAGUCGAAGCAAUAAAGAGAGAAAAGAACGAAUGGGAUUCAGUUCUCAAAGAUUUAAUCCGUGGACCUAACGAGGACAAGGCAACUCUGGGCAGCAUGUCUGAUGUUAAAAUACUACGCCAAUACAAUAACGACGGUCUUGGACAUCUCUGGGCCGCUUUGUCCCCGUUGGUGAAGUUCGACACUGGACCGACGCCAGAUAGACAGCUGCGACAACGAAACCCUUCCCAAGUUGUCGAGUCUCAAGGCUCAUCCUCGAGAGAGGCGUCGUCGCAGACGCCCACUCCAUCAGUGACAGAGUCAACCCCCUCAAGCAUUGGAUAUCACGAGGCCGAAUGGGCACCUCUUCUCGAGGAUAUCACUGUCAUUUUCGCCAGUUGCUUUAUCCGACACGUUCUAGCCUUCUGUCAACCGGCAGACAAAGUUUCAGAUGUUGUAUAUCGAGCCGCGCGAAUGGCGCACAAGGACGGCACGUUGCAAUUAUGCGCCAUUAAUGAUGGCGGUAUUCAAGUUGUGGACCAAAGAGGAACGUAUCAAGUAGCAAUACUUGAGGCCAAAAGGGCAUUCCAGACGAUUCAAAAUGGGAGCCCAACUAUUUCCGACGAGCUCCUGGCCCAGAUGGUAGGCGAAGCUCUAGGAGUCAUAGCAUCGGGAUCUUCAAUCUUACGGAACAAGGUGAUUACCAUCCUAGCCAUCAAACAAUUUGUGAAAUUUCUCAGUUUCACGGUAGACGAACAAUUCAUGUCGCAAUUCAAGACCAUGGACCCAGCGGUCCUCAACGGAAGGAAUACCUACCUGGUGGUAAAUUCUACAGUGUGGUUUGACGCCGCCGUCCGUCACGGCCGUGAAUCUAUCGUCAGCCAUUUGAUGGCCUUGGUAGAUUGCGCUGAUGAAGUUGUUUCGCCUUGA
Trichoderma aggressivum f. europaeum is the source of this 1104-nucleotide messenger RNA. RefSeq lists its product as uncharacterized. The record is from RefSeq and is a predicted model, not a curated record. Lineage: Eukaryota; Fungi; Ascomycota; Sordariomycetes; Hypocreales; Hypocreaceae. The transcript is spliced from 2 exons. Bases 1 to 1104 code for a protein of 367 amino acids.